CAGGUGAGGAGGCAGACGAAGGCAAAGACGCCAAGUCAGCCAAGGCCAAGCGCACACACUUCGGCCGCGCCGUUUCCCUGAAGAACUUCAUCAUGAGGAAGGGCAAGUCCAGUAGCGUGGACCAGGGCGAGGGCGCCAAGGAGGGAGAGGAGGCCGCGGAAGGAGGCGAAGCCGUGGAGGAGGAGGAGGGAGGCGCCGACGGRGAGGCCGCGGUGGCGACUGAGGAAACCAACGACAAAUCUGCCGCCGACAAGACGCCGGCGGAGGCGAGCGGGGCCGAGGCGGCGAAAGAACCCGAGGAGACACCGAGCGACGCUCCGGUCACCAACGGAGAGAACGGCUGCGCCAACGGCACGGCGGAGGAGAACGCAACGCAGAACCACCAGGAGGAGGAGGAGGAGGAGACGACAGAGAGCAGCCUGGUGAAGAAGAGCAAGGAGGUGGGAGGAGUGAAAGACGACGCCAACGCCAAGAUUAUCAACGCCACGGCAGCUGUGAACAGUGGUGAGUUGGAGUGCACUGAGCGGGACUCUGACGAGCCUCCACACAGCAACAAAGAAGAAGCUGAUAAACAACAAGCGCUAGCUAACAUUAGCAAUAAACAAACAAUACUCAACCAGGAAGUAGAGCUAACCCAGAGCAGGGAGGAGCAGCAGGAGGAGGAGGAGUCUCCACAAAAUGGAGGCUGCCACGAUGCUGGAAAUUCAUGUGACCAGGGAGAGUGGGAGGAGGAGGAGGAGGAGGAGGAGGAGGAGUUGAGGAAGAGGGAUCUUCGAGAUGCAGCAGUGGCUAUUGUUCAGAAUGUGAUGUCAGCAGCGACCGACCAAUUAGAGAGGGAGCUGUGCGUCAACAACGGGUUAAACGGCCACUAGACGCCGACGACACGCUUCUAUGCACAAUCUGCCCUUUUUCACUUUAACAACACAUUUAAACACGUAAACAAACAUUAAAUAACACAACUUAAAGCACA
Austrofundulus limnaeus is the source of this 970-nucleotide messenger RNA. Its product is annotated as ABC transporter F family member 4. Lineage: Eukaryota; Metazoa; Chordata; Actinopteri; Cyprinodontiformes; Rivulidae. The record is from RefSeq and is a predicted model, not a curated record.